AUGGCCCUAAAGUAUUGGCUGCGUGUUGCAGCUACAUCUGCUUUAUACUUUAGCAUCGCUUUAGCAGCUGAUGAGGGAUGCGAUGUCGACAUCACCAUCAACGACGAGAAGGAUUGGGAAGCUAAGGGCUCCUGCACGGUCUACGGUGGCGACAUCACAGUCGGGCCUGACAUGAUUGCCUCCUUCGACCUAGGCGACAAGCUCACCACCAUCGAAAACACCUUCAGCGUGAUCAACGCGACGCAGAUGAUAGCCCUGAGCGCUUCCAGACUAGAGCGUGUCCAGACCUUCGAGGCCUCAGGGCUGACCAUCCUUUCUGAACUGAAUUUUCCGAAAUUGACUAGCGUCGACAAUUUGAAGCUCUUGGGCUUGCCUGCGCUCUCCACUUUGUCUUUGACCUACACCAUCGAGAACUUCGUCGAUCUCGAAAUUCAACGCACCUUCCUCUCCUCGACCGACGGCAUCUCUCCAAGCGGUGAAGUCAACAGUAUUUUGCUCGCCAACAACCGUUACCUAUACGAUGUUACGAUGCCGGUGAAGCGCGUGUCAGGCGCCCUGACCGUCAGAGAUAACGGCGACAAGCUGGCGCUCCGGCUCAAGAACCUGGAGCACGCCGACCAAAUCAUCCUCCACAACCUCUCCGCCGUCAACCUCCCCUCUCUCGGCUCCGUCUCGGGUUUCCUGACGGUAUCCGACAACAACAUAAAGGAUCUCCUGCUCCCCAACUUCACUUCGAGCGACGGCUUCGUCUCCAUCCGCGAAAAUGGAGAUCUCCGCUCGCUCGACCUCUCCGCGCUCGAGUCCGUUAACUCCGACCUCAUCAUCGCCGAAAACCCGAAACUGCCCAACAUCACGCUGCCCAACCUCAAGACCGUCAACGGCGCCCUCUACCUGGAUGGUAACUUCUCUUUCAUCGAUUUGCCUGCAAUCGAGAGCAUUGAGGAAGGACUCUGGGUCAUUUCGCCCGACACUCCGUGUGACACUUUUGCGGAAAUCGCGUGGAUGCAGCCGGCAAACGGUGUCGUCAAGGGCGGCGUGACGCUUGAGUGCGACGAUUCGGCGUCCGAGAAGAGUAACAGCAGCACAUCAUCGGGCACGACCGUGGGUAGUACGAGCACAUUCAACCUUGACCCUACGCCUUCGAGCCUCGCUGACUCAACGUCGCCCGCUACUGCUUCUGCUUCGGCUACCGCUUCGGCUACUGGGAGCGCUACUGUUGCGUCUGCCAGCGCAUCCGGCUCAGCGGCGCCAACCACUGUCAGCGGUUCUGCCGGAUCGAGGCUGCUUGUGGGCUCGGGUGCCAUCCUUGGAGGAUUGAUGGCUCUGGCGCUGGCGUUGUAG
Messenger RNA from Lasiodiplodia theobromae, 1341 nucleotides. RefSeq names its product Gpi-anchored cell wall organization protein ecm33. The record is from RefSeq and is a predicted model, not a curated record. NCBI's taxonomy places the organism in Eukaryota, Fungi, Ascomycota, Dothideomycetes, Botryosphaeriales, Botryosphaeriaceae. Bases 1 to 1341 code for a protein of 446 amino acids. Gene Ontology annotation, cellular component: plasma membrane; fungal-type cell wall. The transcript has 2 exons. Gene Ontology annotation, biological process: fungal-type cell wall organization.